Aedes albopictus (Asian tiger mosquito) is the source of this 1840-nucleotide messenger RNA. RefSeq names its product cytosol aminopeptidase. The record is from RefSeq and is a predicted model, not a curated record. NCBI's taxonomy places the organism in Eukaryota, Metazoa, Arthropoda, Insecta, Diptera, Culicidae. The transcript is spliced from 5 exons. Gene Ontology annotation, cellular component: cytoplasm. The coding region runs from base 149 to 1756 and encodes 535 amino acids. Gene Ontology annotation, molecular function: metalloaminopeptidase activity; manganese ion binding. Gene Ontology annotation, biological process: proteolysis.
UUUCCACCCGGCAGCGCCAGUCAUUCGAAAAUUUUUCGCGCAUCCGUCAAGAAGCAGGAAAAGGCUGCUCCCUCUCGUGAACCCCUCAAGAUUUGAAAUUUUCCCCAGAUCGUGAACCCGGUCAGCCGAAAUCGAAAGUUAUCGCAAAAUGGUUGUUCUCGGCCUGCAAUCGAUGCGUGCCCUGCGAAAUGUAUACGGAUCCCUGCUGCGGCGGAAGUUUUCCACGAAUAUUGGAGAAAACCGGGCUGAGAAAGGAUUGGUUCUGGGGCUAUACGAGCAGGAAAUCGAAACGGAUGAGCCCAGAUUGACCCCGGUGGCCGGACACUUCGACGCCAAAACCGAAGGACAGCUCGUCAACCUGAUCAAAGAAUCGAACCUGAAGGGAAAGGUUGGACAGGUCAAAGUUUUCAACAACAUCGAUCCGGACUAUGGAUCGGUUGCCGUGGUUGGGCUCGGUUUGGAAGGACUCGGCUACAACGAGCUGGAGCAGCUGGACGAGGGCCUGGAAAACGUUCGCAUCAGUGCUGGAGUCGGAGCAAAGUGCCUGGCAAAGCAAGGAUGCUCUCGGAUUUCGGUUGAUCCCAUGCAAGCGGCGGAGCAAGCCGCUGAAGGCAGUGGCUUAGCGACAUGGAAGUACCAAGCCAACCGGAUGAAGUCAGAGCGGAUCCCUACUCCGAAGCUGGAGUUGUUCGACUCACCCGACGGUGAUGCGUGGACCAGAGGACUGUUCAAGGCCGAUGCGCAGAACCUGGCGCGAAGCUUGUCGGACGCACCGGGAAACCAGAUUACUCCGACGGCAUUCGCUCAAGCGGCCGUGGACGCUCUGUGCCCUUGUGGAGUCAGCACCGAGGUACGGAACAUGGACUGGAUCGAGUCCAAGAGUCUGGGAAGCUUCCUGGCAGUGGCAAAGAGUUCCUGUGAGCCUCCGAUAUUCCUGGAGAUCAGCUACUGCGGAGAACACGAUUCCGGCCGUCCGAUCAUGCUUGUCGGCAAAGGCAUCACGUUCAACAGUGGUGGUUUGUGCCUGAAGGAGCCGCAUGGUAUGUCGCAGUACCGUGCAAGCAUGUCCGGUGCGGCGUCCAUCGUUGCGACCAUACGGGCCGCGGCAGCACUCUCCCUCCCGGUAAAUCUGGUUGGACUGAUCCCACUGUGCGAGAACAUGCCUUCUGGAAUGGCUUUCAAACCAGGAGAUGUCAUCACUACCCUUAACGGAAAGACGGUGGCCAUUCACGACACCAACAACGCCGGCCGGUUGAUCAUGGCUGACACCUUCAUCUACGGUCAGAACACCUUCAAACCCAAAGUGGUGAUGGACGUUGCAACCCUUACAAACGGUGUAACACACGCCCUCGGCGGAGCCGCCAGUGGAGUCUUCUCAAACUCGGACUUCCUGUGGAAACAGAUGCAGAAGGCUGGAGCAAUCACGGGCGAUCGCGUGUGGAGAAUGCCACUGUGGAAGUACUACACCCACAAAGUUACAAAUUACACCAACGUGGACAUCAGCAACACCGGACAGGGCAAGGGCAGUUCCUGUUUGGGAGCCGCCUUCCUGAAGGAAUUUGUCCCGUGCGUCGACUGGAUCCAUCUGGACAUCACCGGUGUGGGCAUGCUGAAGAAGGGAGUGGGCAUUCCGUACCUUGCCGAGGAGCGCAUGACUGGCCGACCCACGAGAACGCUGGUGCAGUUCCUGUACCAGAUGGCGUGUCCGGACGAACAGGUGAAGAGUCUUUCGAAGGAGUCGUGUGCCUCAAAUUAGGAAGCUCAGUAGAAAUACGACGGGAUGAUCGUUUAUUUAUUUGAUAUACGUUACAAUAAAUUUAGUUGAUUAUAGUAAAAUCUA